CCGUCGGGAAAAUACUUUACAGGUUUGCAAACCAGUAAUUAUCCAAUACUUUUGAAAGUUGUAUUACUAUUUGACUUGAGUCGCCGAGUUUUGGGAGCUUUUAAAACACGAUGAGGAUAAAAUAGCAGCGUGUAGUGGAUUUGGAUAUUCAGACGAUUCUAUGAUUGACAAUUUGGAAUUAUGAAGGAAUUCGACACAACGUUUGGUCUUAGGAAGUCACCUCUUACUCCAAUUUCUACGUCACAGUGGAUCAUUCUAUCGAUUCUCUUUCUGAUGGCAAGGCAAGGGAGUGGUCAGAUAUGCAACACGCCUAAUUGGCGAGAAUAUGGCAAUAAACAGUACCUUCUAGUGAGUAACAUUGGUAGAACAUGGAAUGAUGCUAAGGAUUACUGCCGUUCACAGGGCGGAGACCUCGCAGUUAUAACUUCUCAUGAACAAAACUCUUUCUUGAACACUUAUACAUUGAAAAGAACGAGUGGAUAUUUCUACUGGAUAGGCCUGAGUGACAUAGAUGGUGACGGGGGAUACACUUGGGUAAACAACACUCCAUCCGGGUUUUCAAACUUAAGACCUCAGGGCGAACAAGGAGGAUGUGUUCGGCUCACGACGACUCACUCAGGACAAUGGGAGGGCAGCGACUGUGCAAUAUCACGUGUUCAUAUUUGCCAGCGUGAUUCAGAUCCUCGUUGUUCUUGGCACCAGUACGGGCAAUCAUUCUAUCGCUUCAUGGGAGAUGGGAGGAGUUUUGAUUCAGCACAGACUGAAUGCGCGAAUAUCGGAGGAAGAUUGGCGGUUAUCAGAUCAACAGAAAUUAAUACAUUUCUAGAAUCGUUUCUUACACCAGCUCUUUCCUCUCCUCAUUGUUACUGGAUUGGUUUAAGUCGAAGUUCAGAUAGUGAGCCAUUUAGCUGGAAUGAUGGUAUUAACUUGAAUGACUCUCAAUGGGCUCCUGGAGAGCCACUGAGUUCGACAGAACGGUCCUGUGGAUGUUUAUGGUCUGAUGGAAACAAUGCUGACAAUAACGGUCGAUGGGACAGUCGGACUUGUGGAGACACACUGCCUUACAUCUGUGAAAGACCGCAAAUCCCACUUGAUGGAAAAUGGAUAGAAAUUGCAGCAGUGAAUGAUGUGCAGUAUUACUUCUCAACAUUUUCGUCGAAUUAUUUCACUGCAAACGAGUAUUGUCAGCAAAUAGGUGGACAUCUGGCGCAAAUGAAAACAUCAACCAUUUAUGUAAGUUAUUUCACAUGAGUGUAAUUAGAAUAAUUAUAUGAAUCCAAUAUAUUGCAAGACAUUGCGUGGUAAUUCUUAUUUAUCACGUGUUCUUCCUUCAAAGGGUCUGUUUUAUGCAUGCACU
Molecule: messenger RNA, 1357 nt
Organism: Lytechinus variegatus (green sea urchin)
Lineage: Eukaryota; Metazoa; Echinodermata; Echinoidea; Temnopleuroida; Toxopneustidae
Product: macrophage mannose receptor 1-like
Exons: 8
Coding region: 181-1251 (356 amino acids)
Source: RefSeq, a predicted model, not a curated record